Messenger RNA from Trachymyrmex cornetzi, 1173 nucleotides. RefSeq names its product deoxyribose-phosphate aldolase (gene Dera). Gene Ontology annotation, biological process: carbohydrate catabolic process; deoxyribonucleotide catabolic process. The coding region runs from base 35 to 1114 and encodes 359 amino acids. The record is from RefSeq and is a predicted model, not a curated record. The transcript is spliced from 5 exons. Gene Ontology annotation, cellular component: cytoplasm. Gene Ontology annotation, molecular function: deoxyribose-phosphate aldolase activity. Lineage: Eukaryota; Metazoa; Arthropoda; Insecta; Hymenoptera; Formicidae.
UCGUAUAAGUUUAUCCAAGUUUUCUCCCGAAGUCAUGGAUCUUCGUUUCCCAGAGUUCAAUUCGAAAGACGCAAUCCAAACCUGGAUAACAAGCUUGGAGGCAUACAUUAAUGAACCAGCAUUAAACAAAUGUGUUCGACAAAUAUCUUAUUUAGCAACCACAAUAACAGAAGACAAUAAAGUUGCUUGGUUACUAAAGGCAAUAAGUUUCCUUGAUUUAACUACUUUGAAUAACGACGAUACAAGUAGCACUAUACAACAAUUGUGUGAAAAUGCUGCAAACCCUAUAAAGGAGCUUCCGUUUCAAUGGAAUAAACCACUUCAUACUGCUGCCGUUUGUGUUUAUCCAUCCAAAAUAAAAGAUGCGAUAACUACCUUAAAGAGAUUGAAGAAAACGAAUGUAAUUAAGGUCGCUAGUGUGGCAGCAGGAUUUCCUUCUGGACUAUUUCCAUUGGAGACUCGAUUGCAGGAAGUGCGCUGCGCAAUAGAAUAUGGAGCACAGGAAAUAGAUGUUGUGAUCGAUCGAUCGUUAGUUUUAAAUCAUCAAUGGAUGAUGCUGUUUCAAGAAUUGUUAUGUAUUCGUGCACUUUGUCCUAAGAAUGAGGAAAGGACAGUAUGUUUAAAAGUUAUAAUAUCAUCAGGAGAAUUGUUCAAUUUGAGAGAUGUAUAUAAGGCAUCCAUGGUAGCUCUAUUUGCUGGUGCUGAUUUCAUCAAGACAUCUACAGGGAAAGAUGCAAUUAAUGCGACUUUGCAAGCGGGAAUUGUUAUGUGUAGAGCGAUAAAAGAGUUUGAAAGAGUGGCUGGAAUAAAGACUGGCUUUAAACCUGCCGGAGGAAUUAAAACUGCGCAAGACGCUUUAGAAUGGAUGGUCUGUAUUAAGGAAGAAUUAGGGAAUGAUUGGUUGACAAGCGAUCGUUUCAGAAUCGGUGCAUCAAGUUUAUUGCAAAAUAUUAGUACUGAAAUUAUCCAAACAUAUAAAAACAAGCCAAUUCAACGACCACUGGAAGAUCUUGAAAACCAGAUAUAUGAAAGAGAAAAUAAAGCUGAUGUAGAUAAUAAAGAUAAAAAAGAUGAAGGAGAUAAUAAAGAUGAAGGAGAAAAUAAAGAGACUUAAUUAAUUGAAUUUAGAUAAGACUGAUAAAAUAUUUUUAUAUUCGUUUUUAUAUUCGUAAU